AUGGCGGCUGCGGGACGGCAGGAGCGCUCACAACGCCGCCGAGACCCCAGCCAGCUCCGCCAGCAUCGGGCGGAGGCCACCGAGACGCUGGGACCCGGGGAGGAGGAGGAGCAGCAGCCGCCGCAGCCGGGGGCUAAGGGCCGGGACCGCCCAUUCCCCUUCUCCCGGCUCGGCUGGGCGACGCUGCGGAGGGAGGGGAGGCGGGGUGCGGCCCGGGGAGGCCGGCCGCCCGGCCGGGGGGAGGGGUGGCGGCGGCGGCGGGGCGCGGCCCGCAGGCCCUGCCCGGGGAGGGGGCACCGCCGCCCCGCUCCUCUCCGAGCGGCGAAGGGGACGCCGCGGGGUCGGGGAGCGGCGGGAAGACGGCCCCGAGCCCCGGGUUCAGCCAGCGGCCGCCUCCGGUCCCGCCGAGGCGCGGCGGGGCGGGGGGGGGGAACGGGGGGACGGACGGGACGGGACGCGGAGCCCCCGGCCCCUUCAGUCAGGGAGCGCCGCCGCCGCCUGCGGAGGGAGGUGCCCGCCCGGCUCGCCCGCCCCGCUAACGCUACGUCUCAUUGGGGGACAGGAGUGUCGGUCAACACCCCCCCCUCUUCCGAUUGGAGAAGCCGACGCGUGAGGCGGGGGCCGCAGCCUGAGGCUCGGCUGCCCCUGGGAGCUGCUCCCGAGCGGCUUCGGCCUGUAAUGGCGGCAGCCGACGUCCAGCCUCUACCUGGAGAGCGGCCAGGGGCCUCUGCUGCAGCACGUGCUCGUUUUCCGCGAUCUUAUCCUUCGAUUGUAGUUUGGGACUUUGCAGCAGCUCAUUCCACGUAUAAAAUACUGCUGUAAUUCACGACUCUCCCCACAGGAUGUCAUCAUUGCCCCACAAGAAGCCAGUCAGACCAGCGUGAUGAAGACAAACAACUCAACCCUGAGCCCCCCCAUACUCUGUAGGUCUGAUUUUCGGAACAGCUGAGUACUCAGGACUCCCGCUGGAAUCAACAGAUGCUAAGCUGCCUUCAAAUCAGACCCUAUGUAACUGUGAAGUGCCCAGAUUUGUAUUUUGUGAUUAGCUCGUGCCCCACUAGCUUUGUCUGUGCCCUACUUGAGGUGCUCUUCAGACUUCUGAGGGUUUAAGGGGUUUUGGCAGAGAAUUCAAACGACUAUGAACUCCAACUCCUGCAAUAAGCCUGCUUCGUCUGUAAGUGAGAGUGAAAUUAUGGCAUACAAUAAACUAAUGAAACAAAUCAGUUGCCAGACGUCCUUAGCUCUCUAUGCAUUCAUCCAUGAAAGCAGCUUUCAACAGCUCACAUCUAAUUGUCAAAAGGAAAAGGUCCACCCCUCCCUCUUUCCCCCGCAGCACUGUUGUUCCUCAUCUAAUCAUUCAGAAGCUGUUCUAAAACCGGGACAAAACAGAAUUUUGUUUACUACCGCAGAUCUGCAGCAAUAUGCCUUCUGUUGCUCUGCUGAGGGACUGGCCAGAACCUCACAAAUGUAUGUGAUGAUCCCUGUUGGUGUUUCUGCAGAUGCUUUGUUACGAGCAUAAGCAAUAGGUGUAGGCACCCCAGUAAAAGCUUAUGAGAGGCUUGUACUCAGUCUCAAUGCCUUCUCUGUCUCCAUUUCCUUAUUAUUUGCCCGGUUCCAUGCUUCAAGAUUUGCAGUUCAUCUCCCUGCUUUGGGCUUAGACUGAAAUUAAAACAAUUUAUA
Molecule: messenger RNA, 1680 nt
Organism: Aquila chrysaetos chrysaetos
Lineage: Eukaryota; Metazoa; Chordata; Aves; Accipitriformes; Accipitridae
Product: translation initiation factor IF-2-like
Exons: 3
Coding region: 1-822 (273 amino acids)
Source: RefSeq, a predicted model, not a curated record